Phragmites australis (common reed) is the source of this 4491-nucleotide messenger RNA. RefSeq lists its product as uncharacterized. The record is from RefSeq and is a predicted model, not a curated record. Gene Ontology annotation, molecular function: transcription coactivator activity. Gene Ontology annotation, biological process: regulation of transcription by RNA polymerase II. Gene Ontology annotation, cellular component: SAGA complex. The transcript has 3 exons. Lineage: Eukaryota; Viridiplantae; Streptophyta; Magnoliopsida; Poales; Poaceae. The coding region runs from base 1691 to 2866 and encodes 391 amino acids.
CGCCCCCGCGCUCGGUGCGGGCGCGGCCAGCUAUGGGGGGCCGGCUCGGCCGGCGGCCAAUGGCGGUCUGCCACUCGCCGGCGCGGCCUUGGGCUCGUGAUUCGGGCUCCGGGGUGCUCGAAUUUGUGGCGGAAACCUAGCCUUCGGUCAGAAUUAAGGGUGGCCAGGAUUGGAUCAGAGGGCGCGAGCUGGUGAUUCGGUUAGAACCGUGCACCGUUGUUGUGGUACCUGUUUGGUUUACCGGUGGAGUUUGUAGUGUGGGUUCUUUAUUUCCCGUUGUUUGGUGGAUAUGUCCUUAGUUUGUGCAUGGAGACGAGCUUGGGAGUUUUGAUUUGGUGUGAAACCCUAGCUUCCAUUGCCUCUUUUGAUGGAGGUGAUGUGGAUUGGAUCAGCAAAGCUUGGGUUCAUCUGAAUUGGAGAUAUUAUUUAAAUUUUGCACAGUGUGCUGUCCGAAAUUUGGUCUCGGUGGAGCCUGCUAUUUGGGUUCUCUGUUUGGUUAUAUUUGGAGUUUUUCCAAGUUUGAUGAUUUUGUAGUACAGGCUCAUCUGUACUUUGUUUCUUUUUCUGGCAGCAGGUGGUGCCAGGUUUUGGUUUGUAGAUUCUGGAUUGGAAUGAUCUUUACUACGCUACAGUUGGGUCUGUUUACCCAAGGAAAAUUAGCUUACGCGUUUGAAUUUUGUGAAGUUGUGAAUAAAGCAGCAUGGUCGGAUCAGGGAAACAUGUGUUACUCUGUUUUGAGUUCAGUUUCAGAGUUUCUGUUCUUUUAGUUUACAGUUGACCUGUGCAUGCCAUUUUUAUGGAACCGGUAGUGGGAGUCCGUUUCUACAUGGGUUCGAUCUCAUUCCUUCAUAAAAUUCACUUUAUAUUGCCUCUCUGUCCUGAAGUUUCCCUUAUUUUAUCUGGUUUGGCUGUUUCAAGCUCUUAUUUUGUAAUAGAGUUUCCUCUUUUGAUAUCAUUUUGUCAAAAAUAAUGUUUCCUGUCAUAGCAUUGACAUAUUUUACGAAACAUAUUUUCAGUUUGCCAUCCGUUGGAACUAUCAAAAGCCUAGUGUCCCAUGGGGAAAAAUAGUUUGUGCUGUCCGGCACAUUUUAGAGUAAUCAACUAGGCUAUUUUGCUCCUGUAUUAGAUCAUUGUUAUAUAAGCAACUAUAAACAUAUAUCAUUGAUUUGUGUACCAAUGUCAUUUAGUGAGUUUUAUCUUCUCCUUUUCCCUUUUUGUGGGUCGACUCUAGGUUCUUGCUAUUAUGUGCAAGCUAUGUCAGCAUAUAUUGUAUUGAAGGAGUUUGCAUCAUUAUGAAUUCUUUGGAUUUACGGAUGGUGAUCGGGAUAGGGAAUGGGCUAAUCCUAACCCUCAAUUGUUUCCUAUCAAGUGGUAGGAUUAUCCCACCCCAUAUCCCAAUCCCACCCCUUAACACUACAUCCAAACGCACCCAUAGUAUACAUUAAUUGGAGAUAUUGAUUCAUUGUUCUUGGGUUAGACAUUUGGCUACUGGUUGCAUGUUUUUCGUGCUUUUGUUGUUACUUCAAACUGGUUAUAUUGUUGAAUCUGAUAUUUCAUUGCAGUGAUUUUCCACAAUUGGCAGUGUAAUAUCAAAGGUCAGAUUGGAGGUACAGUUUUUACUGGAGAUUUACACGUGGAGUUUUCUACUUUGCGGUUCAGUUGUGUUUAUAUGGAAUCUCUUUUCUGAGAAAUGCCGUCCUCUACGCCACCAUCAGUGCAACCAGCACCAAUUGUGCAACUAUUACCAUCUUCUGCAGUAGGACAGAGUAUUCGUAUUGAUGUUCGUGAGAUCAAAUCCAAGAUUGUUAAAAGGAUUGGGCCUGACCGAGCAAAGAAGUACUUUCAGCACCUGGAGAGGUUUUUAUCAUCAAGAUUGAGCAAGAAUGAAUUCGAUAAGCUCUGUCUUGUGGCACUUGGCCGUGAGAACCUCCCAUUACACAACCACCUCAUCUGUUCUAUCCUCCAUAACUCCAGUAGAGCAUGUGGCCCAUCUGUAGUUAAUGACACUAAGCUGGUCAGAGAUGUCACCAAUUCAGGCCAUGAACUUGUUCCUGCUAUCUGGGAAAAUGGUGGUGCUCUGAACCAGAAUGUCAAAGAGAACAAACCAUUAAGCAGACGAGAAAAUGCACUAACCUUGAAUUCAUCAUGGAAUCAUUGCGAGACUAUUAUUCGGGAGAAUGGUGUUCCUCAUUUGAGUGAUCUGAAGAGAUGUACACAACUUCAACAAAGCGAGCAUGUGGAACCGCUUAUCAAGCGACCGUGUGUGGAGAAGGAACCAUUCAAUUUACAUGACUCCCUGCAUAGCAAUGGCCCUUCUGCUAUGCCUUCUAGAGAAAACCUGGGACAAGAAAUUAUACAUCAUUCCCAAGGUCCGGUGCAAGCUCCACUUGGCAUUCAGUUACGUCCUGCUAGGUUUGGUGGGGCCCGAAAACCUUUACCCCUUGCUUCUGUCACUUCAAAUGAUACCUCUGAUUCUUGUGUUGAACUUGGUGAACUAUGUGAUACUUUGUUAGUGAAAAAGAGGAUGGAAAAAAUGGCAAAAACAGAAGGGGUGGAAGGGGUCUCAAUAGAGUGUGCCAAUUUGUUGAAUAAUGGAAUAGACGUUCUCAUGAAGCAGUUGAUUAGAUCUUGUGUUGAGCUAGUUAGAGCAAGAUCUCAACAUGACAAACUAAGACAUGCGGCAUUGAAGCAACAGCUGUGCCGAAAGCUAAAUGGUGUAUCUCAUAUUCCUGGGCAGGGUGCUAUUAUACCUCCAGAGACUAACUCCAUCUCGAUGCAAGACUUGAAGGCAGUAAUGGAGUUAAACCCUCGUUUGCUUGGGGUUAAUGUAUCACUGCUACUUGAAAAGAUUAAUUCAUAUGACUAGUUGGAUGGAGCAAGUUGGAUUCUUCUCCACACAAGAUUGUACCAUCUUGAUGGUGUGUCUUACUUAUGGCUGUUGUAGACAGGCCAUAGUUUAAUUAUGGGUGGUGGAAAAGGCAGGUGAAUUCUGUACAGUAUCCUGAUUGUUCUGCAUCUCAUCUCCAAAGCAAUCUUCCAAAAUAAGCAAAGAUCUGCUUAUCUACUGGGUGGUGUAUUUUAGAACUCAUUCAUUUUGUGCACCUAAGCACCUGGAGGCAAAAGUGCUUCAGAACUACGGUGCUGGAUUCCGGACAAAUUGAGGAGCCAUAACACAGAUUUGAUCUCUUCCAGGAGUAAAUGGUUAUCUCUAGGAUCGAGAGUCACAGCCUCCUGAAGCUUUUCUCUGCCGCAGACAUAUUAACUGUAGGAUUGUGCAAAACAAAAAACCUCUUCGCUGUUUCUUCACGGUCCUUGCCUGUGUUGGCAAACGAUGUGUAUGUAAUCAUGAUUUACCCGCGAAAUUGUGCCCCCAUCUUCAAGCAUUCACGUACAGAAGAAGUGCAAUAAGGCAACAGACCACUCCGCUGCUUUGUCCAUCUUGACUGGUCUGCAAUCACCCAGAGGCUAGCUUUGUACAAACGAUUCAGUGUAACAUAUGUAAAACCACUCAUACAUAUUGUUGCUUUCCUAUUUGUUGAUGUUGUUUGCGUAUAUCGGCCUGUAUUUUUAAGAACAAGAUCUGUUACAGUGCAUCUGCAUUUUUAUUCUGACCUGGACAAUGCAUCUCAUCAGUUCUUAUCAUCAUCCCUGUUGGAUUCUAAUGCGAUUUGAUAUGUGUUGAUACCAAUGUUUAAUAAAGGUGGACAACUCCAUUUGGCGAGACGCUUGAGGUAACUGAUGGCAGUCUUCUCCGCCAGGAGUCUCUUGCUGUGUAGCUUCAGGAAGAGUGUAGCGUAGGCAACAUACCCAAUGAAGGCUCCAAUUUUUGUGCAGUGUAUUUGCUUAGAUAUUUAAAGGCUGCUAAUUGGAUAUUUAAAUGUACGUAGUUGUAUUUAUUGUAUCUCGCAAAUGGAAUUGAAUCGUUCUUCAAGCUUUGCUUUGUUAGAUUACGCCCGAGCUAUAGGUAGCAAUUAUUUGGAUAGUUUUGGAAAACUAGUACAUUAUUUUUUUGCAAAGUUUAAAUUUAGCUGGUUUAAUUUCGCAGGAUAUGCAGCCAGUUAACAAAUCCAAAGUUAACAAUUUCCCUGCAAUAGUGCCCUGACCACAUAAAGCACAUGACCCAGUCAUGCCUGCAACGGAGAUGAGAAGACGCAAGAACGUAGAAUAUGGAUCAUGGAUGGAACAAAUGAGUAUCACCUAUAUUAAUUGUAUAGCGCCAAGUGAGCUUUUGGCUUCAACACAAAGCAAAACAAACAAGGCGAAUUCAGAGAAAGCAAGGAGCCAUGCAGCACUACUACAAGUGCAGCAGCACAACUGAAGACAUUGGUGUGCAUGUCACAGGGCCACAUGAAAACCAAGAUAAAAUUAGGGAUCUGUCUGCAUGUUAGUUGUCUUAGAUAUUGUAAAUCUCUCAGUCACUAUUCAAUGGACCAAAUAAGUUCAAGAUUUGUGCAACUAAGGGUCUGUUUGUUUUAGCUUUAGAUUAUAAGA